Molecule: messenger RNA, 2779 nt
Organism: Doryrhamphus excisus (bluestripe pipefish)
Lineage: Eukaryota; Metazoa; Chordata; Actinopteri; Syngnathiformes; Syngnathidae
Gene: phf10
Product: PHD finger protein 10
Cellular component (GO): npBAF complex
Source: RefSeq, a predicted model, not a curated record
UUGUAUAUAAUCGUAACAUUACACAAUUUCCAUGUGUAGUGUUCAAAUAGUCUGUAGAAUUCCUUCACUCCGCGUCACUAGAGGGCAAUGUGGUUCGCCCCAUGCCCACUAACCCAUACGGAGCGAAGUAAAAAAAAAAGUGGCUAGUUUAGCUAGCUUGAGCAAGCACCAAUUCGUUGAAUAUGGCUGCUGUGCUCCCGCCGAGACCACCGUGCGACAGCAACCCUGCCACCCCCGGGGCACAGUCACUAAAGGAGGAUAUAACAGAAGAGGAGUCUAAUGAUGGCAGCCAACCCCCUAAACGGCGGAGAAUGGGUUCAGGAGAUAGUUCACGAAGCUGUGACACCUCCAGCCAAGAAUUUGGUCCAACAUAUUUCCCAGCAGAGAACCUGACAGAGUAUAAGUGGCCACCGGAUGAUACAGGAGAGUAUUACAUGUUGCAAGAGCAGGUCAGCGAGUAUCUGGGAGUCACGUCCUUCAAGAGGAAGUACCCUGAUAUGGAACGGAGGGACCUGUCACACAAAGAGAAGCUUUACCUGCGUGAACAAAAUGUAAUCACAGAGACGCAAUGCACUUUGGGCCUAACAGCUUUGCGGAGUGAUGAGGUGAUUGACCUAAUGAUAAAAGAGUAUCCCUCCAAACAUUCAGAAUACUCGGUCAUUCUGCAGGAGAGAGAGCGACAGAGAAUAGCUAAAGAGUACUCUCAAAUGCAGCAGCAGAACCCUCAGAAGGUGGAGGCCAGUAAGGUUCCUGAGUACAUUAAGAAGGCAGCCAAAAAGGCGGCAGAGUUCAACAGUAACUUUAACAGGGAGCGAAUGGAAGAAAGGAGAGCCUACUUUGACCUCCAGACACACGUUAUCCAAGUGCCCCAGGGCAGGUUUAAGGUUCUUGCUCCAGAACUGUCCAGGACGGGGCCCUACCCUGUUGCUCUCAUACCAGGACAGUUCCAAGACUACUACAAAAGGUACUCUCCCAAUGAGCUGCGAUACCUGCCUUUGAACACCGCCCUGUUUGAGCCCCCAUUGGAUCCAGAACUCCCUGCGCUGGACUCGGAUCCUGACUCGGAUGAUGGAGACGAUGACAAAAAGAACAAGAAUUCUUCUGACAGUUCAUCAGGCAACACGUCAGACGUAGAAAGUCAGGAGGGAGGAGGCCACAAGUCCAAGGCCAAAGACAGGACGUCUACGCCGGGCAAAGACCGCCACACUGCCUCUCACAAAGCCACCCCCGGGUACAAGCCUAAGGUCAUUCCCAAUGCUAUAUGUGGCAUUUGCCAGAAGGGUAAAGAGGCCAACAAGAAAGGCAAACCAGAGGCUCUCAUUCACUGCUCCCAGUGUGUUAACAGUGGCCACCCGUCUUGCCUGGACAUGAGUGAGGGUCUGGUGCGUGUGAUCCAGACAUACCGCUGGCAGUGUAUGGAGUGUAAGACGUGCACCGUGUGCCAGCAGCCCCACCAUGAGGACGAGAUGAUGUUCUGCGACAAGUGUGACCGAGGCUUCCACACUUUCUGUGUGGGCAUGGACUCCAUCCCUAGAGGUCUUUGGGUGUGUGAGGUGUGUGACAAAAAUUUCAACACACCCAAGAAGAAAGGGGGAGUGAAAACGCCCAAAAAGGCCAAAUCAGCGCAGAAAUGACACCUCUGAAGACCAAAUCCUACUUUUUUGUUACUUGUGUUUUUUUGGGAGAUCCACUAUAAUUUCAACUUAAAACACCCCUCAUCACAAACUCUUGCUGACCUGCAGAAGUUGGGUUGGUCUCGUACUUUCCUUCCUGUUUUUUGUUUGCUCGGUGUGGAACAUUUGCAAAAAUCCAAACAAGCCUGUUCCUUAUACUACAUUACUAAUUAAUUGGUUUGUAUUCAGUCAGCAUGAGAACUUCACUACAUUUCCUUGAUCAUCAAUUGCUAUUUUUCCGUGUUUUUUAAACUCUUGUUUCAAUAUCAGCGUCAUAUAUUAAGAAAUAUCAUGUUGCCCAGAGAAGUUGCCGUAGCUGAUGUCGUGUUAUCCUAAGAAAGCACACCAGUAUGAGGCUGAAUCAGCACCGCCUCUGCUUCUUGUAGCCAAGUAUAGCCCUCCAUUUGUCCCGGUUGCUUCAAGGCAAUUGUUUCCACACAACCCACUGAAGCAAGACAUGAAUGACUUUCCCUCACAUAUGACCUCCUGUCUGUUAUUCCCCUCAUAACUGGGACAUAUUGGUGGCUUUUCCCAGAACACGACUCCCCAUUGAGGCUUGUUUUGAUUUUUGUUAAAAGUUUUAAAAGUCAUCACAUAUGGCAUUACUUACUGUACUCGUCUUUGUGUCCUGCAACUCCAUCUGAUGUCAAUAUGACUUUUCAACAGUUCAUCAUUCUGUCAUAAGCAAUUUUUGGGAUGAACAAGUGGUGCUCUUACUAAUAUUAGGUUAGAGUGAAUUUCAAUGUUUUGGUUAUCUUGAUGAUGUAGUCAAACUUUAAGCAAACAUCUUCAAUUCUGCCAUGGUGCUAAUGGUGUGUUGGUUUUUUUUUGUCAUGAAAUGUAGUUUUCUGUCUUGCUUAAUUUUGUUAAUCUUCCACUGGUCUUAUAUUGUAAUGGUGCCUCUGACUGCAACAAGUCUUGUUUUUUUGUAAAAGCAACAGUAAAUCUCAUAUUUUUGCAUUAGACUUCAAAAUAAAGGUAUUUUUCUAGUGUUCUGUUUAAUAAAGGUACUGUAGUGAGUAGUAAAUGGUCAUUUCAUAGUCACUGAAUGUCUUUGUUGUUUUUUUUUAAUAGUACAUUGUUUUUGUUGACAAGAUGAGCUGUGU